AUGGCAAGGCUGCAUCUUCGGGUCAUCCUCUAUCUACGAAAUAUGCAAGACAGGUUCGACCCAAAGGUAGCCAUCAGCUCCCUUCUGACUAUUGAAGGCAGCUCACGAUAUGCCUCUCAUACCUCACCUCCCACUUCCACAACAGAGUUCAUGUCCUCGAAUUUGAUCAUUUCGAAGGUGGAAUGGCCAGGAUGGAUGGAAAACACAAGAACCAACCAACCCAUCAAGCCCGACGAAAUAAAACGCGAACCUCCUCCUGACCAUCUCAAACCAUUCGCCGAGGGUGACCGGAAAAAGGGCAGCCGGUCGCUCCAAGUGGCUGACAAAUCCAAUGUCGGCUUUUAUACACGACCCUCCUCAUCUCUUUCCCGGGCAUUUAUUGCAGCAGAGUUCUGCGUGCUCGAAGAUAUCACCUUGUCACAUAAAGCCUUCUUUGUCUUCCACAACACACCUAAGCCUCGCCAUCAGUUGAUGCCCUUCGCUCCCACACGCCAAUACCUCUUUAAAAUGACAAACUAUACUGUUAACGUGACCAGCGAUAUCGUAUGUCCAUGGUGCUACAUAGGGCAUACGCGUCUGUCUCGUGCCAUUGCCGAACACAAAAAGACAUAUCCAGAUGAUACCUUUCACCUGAAAUACUUUCCAUUUUACCUUAAUCCACCACCACAGCUGACCACGGGUAGCGGUCCGCCGCCGCCGCCUUUUCCGGCACCAUCGCGCCCAAGGCGUGAGAUGUAUGCCGCAAAAUUUGGGCCUGAGCGUGCGAAGCAGAUUGAAGCCAUGAUGACUCAGACCUCCCGUGGCGAGGGUCUCAACUUCAAGUUCGGCGGUAUGACGGGACCCUCGAGGAACGGACACAGACUUGUCCACUGGGCGCAGGGUAAAGGGGGCGAGGAUUCCCAGAACAAGGUCAUGUUGGGUCUUUGGAGACGCUAUUUCGAGGAGGAAGUCGAUAUCACCACGCUCGAAACCCUGGUGGACGUCGGAUUGGAGGCCGGACUGGGCACCAAGGAGGAAAUCACCGAGUACCUGACCUCUGGCAGGGAUGGGGAAUUGGUCGACAAGGAAGCAGAGGAGGCCCAUAUGAAGGGCAUCUCGGGUGUGCCGUUCUACGAGAUCAAUGACAUGUGGGAGGUGUCGGGGGCGCAAGAUCCCCUGGCCUUCAGGAAACUGUUCGCGAGGUGGAAGGAGUUGGAGGCUAAGGGACAAGUGCCCGUCGGUGAUGCGGGUGCAAAGACUGCGAAUGGGAAUGGCUGCUUGUAA
Molecule: messenger RNA, 1263 nt
Organism: Fonsecaea multimorphosa CBS 102226
Lineage: Eukaryota; Fungi; Ascomycota; Eurotiomycetes; Chaetothyriales; Herpotrichiellaceae
Exons: 1
Coding region: 1-1263 (420 amino acids)
Molecular function (GO): oxidoreductase activity
Source: RefSeq, a predicted model, not a curated record